GUUUUUUAAUUUUCCUUUUUGGCCCCUUGCGAAAAUAACUGUCCUCAAGAUGAGCAAAUCAAAGCGUUCUAACAAUCAUCAACCAAUACGUGGAGGCAAAUCUUUCAAUCCUUUUAGCCAAACACAAAGUACCAAUUCAGAAAAUAUAUUUUCCAAUAAAGGAAAUGCAGUUACACUGGUUCGCUUUUAUGCAGGACACGAGUGCCUGUGGAAUCGUGAAAACGCAGACUACUUUAACAACAAAAAGAAACAUGAUCUUUGGGAAUGGAUUGCUCGUCAAUUUGGCGGAAAACUGUCCAGACAGCAAGUGGAAUUUGAGGCAAAGCGUCUUCACAAACGAGCUUUGCAGGAACUGAAAAGGUUACAUAGCUGUCAGGAAAAAGGAUUGCCCUGUACAUGUAACUUUGAGCUCCUGAACGAAUUCUUGUUCCUCAUACCAAAUGACCAGAUGAAGGAGAGCUAUUUAGGAUCUUUUCUACCAAAAGAGCGGGGCUUGGCACCUAACAUUACGUCAAAGAGUGAUCUCCAAACUAAAAAAAAGACCCAGAACCAGGAUGAUUUAACGGUAUUUUGCAGUGAACUAAGGGAAAGGCUUUCUCAACUUCCGCCGCAUGUUCGUUUGCAAACCCAAAAAAAGAUCCUUUUGAUAAUGCAUAGGUCAAAGGGAGGAGUUGAUCGUGAUUUUGUUGUACCGGAAAUGUUACUUCCUGGUCCUUCAAAGAAAUGAGUUGGAACUGGUCUUUGCAUUUAUGAAGCUCGUUGACAAGUUUUAAAAGUAGCCUGUCAAAAUUAAUUAUUGAAAUCAAUGUCCGACUCCAGUUUCAUGGGCAGCAUAGAGACGAAUUAUCACAGUCUAAUCUCAAAUAUUCUCAAAAUCCGACCCAAAGAAAAUCCCUCAAAGACCCAAUUUAGCCAAUGUGAAGUGGAAUUAAAGG
Drosophila bipectinata is the source of this 935-nucleotide messenger RNA. The record is from RefSeq and is a predicted model, not a curated record. NCBI's taxonomy places the organism in Eukaryota, Metazoa, Arthropoda, Insecta, Diptera, Drosophilidae.